Messenger RNA from Cladocopium goreaui, 1565 nucleotides. NCBI's taxonomy places the organism in Eukaryota, Dinophyceae, Suessiales, Symbiodiniaceae. The record is from the annotation of a GenBank genome assembly.
GACCAAUGAACACCGCCUCCAAAUUGAAUCAGUGCUAUUCAGUGGUUUGUGCAGCCAUGGGAGCAAUCAGCCAAGAGUGAGCGGCUUGAUCACCAAAUCUUUGCACAGCUGUCAAUCGAUUGUGCGACUGCACAUUGAGUGGGAGUUUGCCAUCGCUUGCUGGUGCUGGGGUGCUGGAGUCUGAGAGUAUCGGCACAAAGACAAUCAGCAUUUUUGAAAACAUGCGCUGAGAUGACAUUAAAUUACAAUACAUUUAAUUGAGCAGGCAGAUGUGACAAAGUUGAAAAGCUCAGACACUUCGGAGCAAGACAGACAAGCCAUGCAAUGAGGCUGUGAGAUGGAACAUGUUUGAACACUAUAUCAUGCUAUAUUUUUGAAUGACCUUCAACAAAUCCUCGCUUAUUUUGCGUCUUGACUUAUCACAGAGCUAGUACUCGCAGAGUUGAUGUGAUCUUCGGAAAAGGAUCAGCUUUUGUUUUUUGGUUUCAUCGUCGCCAGCCGUCAAUGCUUUUUGAUCUUAAGCUAUCUUAAACUGACUUGAGUGAAGAAGCGCGAGUUUUGACCGAUCCUUUUGCGGGCAUUUGGACUCAGCACGGGUUGCCAAAGGCAAACAAAGAGUCCGCGUGCUUCGAGCUGCAUCAGGCUACUCCCUUUCUCGUCACUUCCCAUCCUCAAAAUCCUCAAAGUUCCACAUCAAGUGGACGGCCUCACAUUCUUCGCAUUCCUUGGAUUCCUGGUGGCAAUCAGAUUCCUUAGAUCAACAGGUGCCUCCCGCGCCAUGGCACAAGAGGUAUCAAAAGGUGAGGCAUUGCUCGCCAAGGUGGGCAAAAAGAGGAACUCGGACGGACUGAGGCCUCAUGAGGUGAAUCCAGAGAUUCUACCUGCUUUGCCGCCAGUCAGGCAAAAGGACGGCAAAGAAAUGAGCUAUCCUGGACUGUACCAGGUGACUACUGGCGUGGUUCCAGUGAAGGGCGUGCCUCACAUCUCUGGGCAAGGACUUGGCUUGCUCAAAGGAGGGCACAGGUUCUUUGCAGUGCCUUACAACAUCAAUGGUUAUGAAUGGUUAAGACUUGAGAAGGAGGAUGUACCACCCCCGCUCUUCGCUGCCAUUGAUAAGUCCAAAGAGAAGCUCAACAAGCUCGAAGAAAUGUAUUGGAAGUCUGUUCCCAGCCUCGUCUCCUCCAAACCCAGCUUGUACUCCGAGCCUGCCCUAUGGAUCCGAAAUGAGGUCAAGACUUUGACACUCCUCCGACAUGGCCGGAUACAGCGAUCCAAGACGUCCGUUGACUUGCCAAAGGACGUGUUAAGGUCAAUGGAGCGGAUGCAAAAUGCCAGUGCAAGCAUGAUCAGACGCUUCAAAGAGCCCUUACAGAAUCGCGAGUUGAAGGAUUGGGUCCGUUGCGGUGGCGGGGCAUGGACCAACUUCUCGGAGUACGGGUUGUUCCGUCCUCCCAAUGACAAUUGCGGACGAUGGCGACAAUUAGAAGAUCGGCCUUUAAGGGGCAACGGUUGACAUGUCGUAUUAUUUAAGCAAAAUUAAUCAAAUAUGCAUUUAUAUAGAAAUC